Ixodes scapularis (black-legged tick) is the source of this 1149-nucleotide messenger RNA. Its product is annotated as leukocyte elastase inhibitor-like. The record is from RefSeq and is a predicted model, not a curated record. Gene Ontology annotation, molecular function: serine-type endopeptidase inhibitor activity. Lineage: Eukaryota; Metazoa; Arthropoda; Arachnida; Ixodida; Ixodidae. Bases 1 to 1149 code for a protein of 382 amino acids. The transcript has 3 exons.
AUGGCCGCGCCCCCGGCCUCGGAGCCGGACCGCUUCAACGCGCUGGCCGCCAGCGUGUUCCUGGCCGCCAGGAACGGGGCGUCGGACGCCGGGAAGAACCUGGUCUGCUCCCCGCUCGGAGUGGUCAGCGCCCUGGCGGCCGCCCAGGCGGCCUCAGGCGAGGCCUCCGGUGCGUCCAGCGUGGCCCAGCUGGAUUCGAACCUCCGGGUGCUGCUCGCCUGCGACUCGCUCAGGAUGGGCAACCUGAUGCACGUCGACCAGGCCACCACGCUUCGCGAGGACUACCAAACUCUCUUCGAGAGCGAGUUCGCUGGCAAGGUCAGGGUCUUCGACAGCAAGAAGGACAUCAGCGCGACCACGGACCUCUGGGCGUCCCAGCUGACCGAUGGCGUCGUUCGCAGCGUCUUUGGCUUCCCGGACGAGGACGUAGCGCGCACCGACCUCGCGUCGGCCGCGGCGGGCGAGAUGUGCCUCGUCAACCUGGUGGAGUUCUGCGGUUGUUGGGAGCAGGGCUUCACCCGCUUCAGCGUGCAGCCCUUCUACGUGAAGCCCGACCAGGCGACCAUGGUGCCCAUGAUGAGCCAACGCAACGAGUUCGCGUACGUGCGCGACUCGGGGUACCGCUGCCUGCGCGUGCCGUACGAGUGCGAGGCCCAGCUGGUGCUCUUCGUGCCUUCCGAAAUGGCGGGACUGGACGCCAUCUUGCCGAGUCUGAGCAGCUGGGACCAGCUCAAGGCUGUCCUGGACCAAGCCAUCUGGACCACCGGUGUGACCCUCACGCUACCCAAGGUGCAGCUCGAGUCUCGGACGCUCGACCUCAGGCAGGUGCUCCGGGACCACGAACUGGGCGCUCUGCUCAAGGGCGCCGGCCCGGCGGAGCCAGUGGGCGGCGACCCCCGGCUGGGUGGGGUGUACCACAAAGCCGCCCUGAAUCUCUCCGAAGGGGGCCCAGACCGUGCCCCGCUGGGCUUUUCGGCGCUACUGUCCCUCUCCAGCCCGAUCCCACCCAACAAGCCCAUCCACUUCGUGGUGGACAGGCCCUUCAUGUUCCUGCUUAUAAAGAAAGGGUUCCUGGUCAUGAUGGGACUCGUCAGGGACCUCGAGCCCAGGAAGGAGCAGGACAAGUCCGCCACGUCUUGCAAAUCCUGA